UAAAUUGAGGCAUUUUUAAGCAUUGGCUUAGAGUUAAAGCGCAGCAGGCAAGUUGCACCGCAUUGGUUCCUUCCUUCGCUAUUUGUUUCAAAUCGCCGUCACUUUCCUGAAGAUCUUCCUCAACCAGAGUGAUCCCACAAUACCCCGGCCAGAAAAGCGACCCAUCGGCGAUCGAUAUGGGUGGAGCCCAGGCUAUCAAAAGGAUUCCUCGCAUCAAGUUCCCCAAACGACAUCCCAACCCCUCUGGUUCAACUUCCAAGACUCCAUCAAGCAGUGGGGUGGAUGAUCAAAUUUUCUUCUCAUCUUUGGAACAAACUGCCUCCAAAACUGUUGGAGGAAAAGCAUCCCUUCAGCCGAAAAGGACACCCUUGUCCAAUGAGGAGAUUGAGGCUAUUUUGCUGGGUGGCUGCAUCUGAUGAGCUUUGAGAGUGAAUAUGGUUGGGGUCAUUCUUUUCUACUAUUUCAUGUUAUAGUUUCCAUUUUUGAACUUGAAUCAUAUCAUGUCAUCAUAACAUUGUGAAAUUUCUAUAUGUAAAGGAAAUGUUUAAUUUAAAUCUUCUUUAAUAAGGGGAAACUUUAUACUUAUUCAAAUCAAAUGCAGCUUUGAAGACUCGAU
This is a messenger RNA of Benincasa hispida (wax gourd), 616 nucleotides long. RefSeq lists its product as uncharacterized. NCBI's taxonomy places the organism in Eukaryota, Viridiplantae, Streptophyta, Magnoliopsida, Cucurbitales, Cucurbitaceae. The record is from RefSeq and is a predicted model, not a curated record.